CCCCAAACGCAUCAGCCGGUUUAUUUUGCGCUGCUCCGUCUGCGCGACCCAGAUGCUCCUCCACUCUUCCGCCUGCCGCGGCAGCCACCUCCUCCUCCUCGCCUCCUGUAGCAACAUCAGCGGCUGGUUCCUCCACCUCCCUUUCGCGUCCACCCACCUUGAAACCCUAGGUGCGCUCAGGAUACUUGCCGACAUGUCGUACCGCGGCGGGCCCAACUCCCACCGCGGGAGCGGCCGAGGCGGCGGCGGAGGCAGGGGAGGCCGCGGUGGCGGCGGGGGACGCGGGGAGCAGAGGUGGUGGGACCCUCAGUGGCGCGCGGAGCGGCUCCGGCAGAUGCAACGGGAGGUGGAAAAGGUUGAUGAGAAUGAAUGGUGGGAUAGGAUCGGACAAUUAAGAGAAGGCACCCAACAGGAGCUAGUAGUCAAGCGGAAUUUUGGACGGGAUGGACAGAACAUACUUGCAGACAUGGCUCGGAGACAAGGGCUUUACUUUAAUGCAUACAACAAAGGGAAGACACUGGUUUUCAGUAAGGUGCCAUUACCUGAUUAUCGAGCAGAUCUUGAUGAGAGGCAUGGAUCAACUCAAAAAGAGAUUAAGAUGUCUAAUCAGACAGAGAGGCGAGUGGAAGACCUUUUGUCCAGGUCAAAGUUGAGUACCAAUGAUUCUGCAAGCUCAUCUAAUGUAUCGAUGAGGCAAUCUUUGCCUAGCACAUCCUCAUCAGUUGUUGAACAACCAGCAGAUAUUGAUAAAGAAAAGCUCAGCUCUCAGCUUAGGAAUUUGCAGAAUUCAAGGAAGAUGACGCCAAGUGCUAGAUCAAUGCAGUCUUUCAGGGAGAAAUUACCUGCAUUCAAUAUGAGAGAAGGAUUUUUGAAAGCAGUAGCAGCUAAUCAGGUUCUGGUCAUUUCUGGUGAGACAGGUUGUGGUAAAACAACCCAGCUUCCACAGUUCAUUCUAGAAGAAGAAAUAGAUAACCUCCGUGGUGCUGAUUGCAGCAUAAUCUGUACUCAGCCCCGUCGUAUAUCUGCCAUAUCAGUAGCAACAAGAGUAGCUUCUGAGAGAGGUGAAGAGCUUGGUGAGACUGUUGGGUACCAGAUUCGCCUAGAAUCAAAACGGUCUGCACAAACACGACUGUUGUUCUGCACUACUGGAGUUCUGCUUAGAAGACUGGUUCAAGAGCCAGACUUAGUUGGUGUAAGUCAUUUACUAGUUGAUGAAAUUCAUGAACGUGGCAUGAAUGAAGAUUUUCUCAUCAUAAUACUGCGUGACCUUCUGCCAAGACGUCCAGACCUUCGUCUUGUAUUGAUGAGUGCAACUAUAAAUGCAGAACUGUUUUCCAAGUACUUCGGAGAUGCUCCAAUAAUGCACAUCCCGGGUUUCACCUUUCCUGUUACUGAGCUUUUUCUGGAAGAUGUCUUAGAAAAGACUCGUUACAAAAUCAGGUCCGAAUGUGAUAGUUCUGCUGGUAGUUCGAGAAAAAAGAGGUUUUCAUCAGUUAAGAGUGAUCCAUUAUCUGAUCUUUUUGAGGAUAUCGACAUUGAUAAGGAAUAUGGAAAUUUCAGCAUUACAACAAGACAGUCCCUUGAAGCUUGGUCUGCUGAUAAACUAGAUUUGAGCCUGGUAGAAAGUACAAUUGAGUAUAUUUGUCGCUAUGAAGCAGAAGGUGCAAUUCUUGUCUUCCUUACUGGCUGGGAUGAAAUUUCGAAACUUCUGGACAAAAUUAAAGGGAAUACUUUCCUUGGAAGUUCAAACAGAUUCCUUGUUCUUCCUUUGCACGGUUCUAUGCCAACUGUCAAUCAGCGUGAAAUUUUUGACAGACCGCCAGUUGAUAUGAGAAAAAUUGUCCUGGCAACCAAUAUUGCGGAGAGUAGUAUCACUAUAGAUGAUGUUGUCUAUGUAAUUGAUUGUGGUAAGGCAAAGGAAACAAGCUAUGAUGCCUUGAACAAGCUUGCAUGCCUUCUACCAUCAUGGAUAUCAAAAGCUUCUGCUCAUCAGAGGCGAGGCCGUGCAGGCCGUGUUCAGGCAGGGUUUUGCUAUAGGCUUUAUCCAAAAGUCAUUCAUGACGCAAUGCCACAGUUUCAAUUGCCUGAAAUUCUUAGGACUCCUUUGCAAGAACUAUGCCUUACUAUCAAAAGCUUACAGCUUGGAGCAGUAUCCUCCUUUUUGGCAAAAUCACCGCAACCUCCCGAUCCUCUUUCUGUCAAGAAUGCAAUUGAGCUUCUUAAAACCAUUGGCGCACUCAAUGAUAUGGAGGAACUCACUUCUCUAGGACGACAUCUCUGUACACUUCCAUUGGAUCCAAAUCUUGGAAAAAUGCUACUUAUGGGAUCUGUAUUCCAGUGCCUGGAUCCAGUAUUAACGAUUGCUGCUGCUCUUGCAUACCGUAAUCCAUUUGUGCUCCCAAUUGAUAGAAAAGAAGAAGCUGAUGCUGUUAAAAGAUCAUUUGCUGGUGAUUCCUGCAGUGAUCACAUUGCUCUUCUUAAGGCGUUUGUAGCAUGGAAGGAAGCAAAAUGUAGUGGCAGAGAACGUUCUUUCUGUUGGGAAAGUUUUUUGUCUCCCAUGACCCUGAAGAUGAUGGACGACAUGCGAAAUCAAUUCUUUGAUCUACUCUCUGAUAUUGGGUUUGUUAGCAAGACAAGAGGAGUGAAGGCAUAUAACCAGUAUGGCAGCGAUCUCGAGAUGGUUUGUGCUGUCUUGUGUGCUGGCCUUUACCCGAAUGUCGUACAAUGUAAAAGGCAAGGAAAGAGGACGGCUUUCUACACCAAAGAUGUGGGAAAAGUGGACAUUCAUCCAUCAUCGGUGAAUGCAUUUGUGAACCAAUUUCCAUUACCUUACUUGGUUUACAGUGAGAAGGUUAAGACGGCUAGCAUCUAUGUGAGGGACUCCACAAAUAUAUCAGACUAUGCCCUUUUACUUUUUGGUGGUUCCCUUAUUCCAAGCAAAACUGGAGAAGGCAUUGAGAUGCUCGGGGGUUAUCUUCAUUUCUCGGCCCCAAAGCGUACAAUAGAGUUGAUUCAGAGAUUAAGAGGUGAAUUGGAUAAACUCCUCGAGAGGAAGAUUGAGGAACCUGGACUUGACAUCUUUUCAGAAGGAAAGGGUGUUGUGGCGGCAGCUGUAGAACUUUUGCACAGUCACUAGAUGCUACAUAUACACGGUCCAUAGGGCAAUUUUUGCACUAGACGGAAGUGAUACUAGGCGAUGCUUUCUGUAGUAUUUAGUUCUAUUUCCCCUAGGUGUUGGUGGUUCCUACAGUGUGGGUUCGACACCUCCCAAAUCAUGUAGGUAAGAAAUUUUGACGUCUUGUCAUUGUCACACAGGAGAUGUAUCAAUGUGGUAACUCUUGUCAAAAUUUGCUAUAUAUUGUGUUAAACGAAAGUGAUUUUUUUAUCAUUCAUUUGAUGUUUGGAGUGGGUCUUUGAA
Molecule: messenger RNA, 3418 nt
Organism: Panicum virgatum (switchgrass)
Lineage: Eukaryota; Viridiplantae; Streptophyta; Magnoliopsida; Poales; Poaceae
Product: DExH-box ATP-dependent RNA helicase DExH1
Exons: 16
Coding region: 53-3136 (1027 amino acids)
Cellular component (GO): intracellular anatomical structure; nucleus
Molecular function (GO): RNA binding; ATP binding
Source: RefSeq, a predicted model, not a curated record